Messenger RNA from Gadus morhua (Atlantic cod), 2380 nucleotides. RefSeq names its product interleukin 17 receptor E-like (gene il17rel). Gene Ontology annotation, molecular function: interleukin-17 receptor activity. The transcript is spliced from 12 exons. Bases 35 to 1159 code for a protein of 374 amino acids. NCBI's taxonomy places the organism in Eukaryota, Metazoa, Chordata, Actinopteri, Gadiformes, Gadidae. The record is from RefSeq and is a predicted model, not a curated record.
GAGGAAGUAGAAGCGUCAUUAGGUGACGGCUGGAAUGAUGGUGCUCCUCUCGUUCCUGUUGGCUCUCAGCCUAGUCUCAGAGCUGCUCGCUGGACCGCUGCCCCAGCGAGAUGCCCUGGACUGCUCGGAGGUCCACUGCUCUCAGGGUCUGCAGUGCAAAGCAAAGCAACACAACCCCUUCUCCUCCUCUCCGUGCCGGAGUCCUCCUGAGGGCGCGAGGACCCCCAACGUCACCCUCUCCUCCGACCUGCACUGCCCGGGCAUUCAGAGGUGCUCCCUGCAGCUGGUCGUGUCUACCUCCUUCAUCCUCACCGAACCAGUGCACGGCCUUAUCAUCUGCGUCCAGGCGCCGGGGCGCACGCCGAGAUGUGAACAAGUCCACUUCUCGAAGUCCUCCAGGAAACGGAUGGAAGGAUCUCUGGUGAAGGUGACCAGCCGGUCUGUCGGGGUCUCCCCGGGCCAGGAGGCCAGGGUGAGGGUUCACAUGGUGCCUGAGCUCUGUGGCAGAGGCUGGACCGGAACCUUCCACGCUCCAGAAUGCAGCAGCGGUGAUCUCCGAAAAAAAGUCCCACAAUGCAUCACUGGUAGUCUCCAUUACUCUCUCCUCCCAAAGGAAAGCAAGCUGGUGGUGUCUGUGACGGACAUGUUGGACGACCAGGACUACCGGCUCAGGCUCUGCCUAGAGAGCUACGUCUGCUCUGGGACGGGGGCUGACGCCCUGAUAAAGAAGGAGGAGGCGGUGAAGGAGGUCUCUCUCUCCUUCUCCCGACCAGUGCCCUGUCUAUGCAUUGAGGGCUGGUCGGCCAUGAUGGACGCUCCCAGAGUUCGAGUCUGUCCCUUCAGAGACCAUACGGACCAGUUGUGGUUCGGGGUGACCUUUGACCCGAUGGAACAGGAGCUGUCAUGGCAACCGGCGUGCCCGGUGGACGUGGUGGUGUCGCUGUGUCAGAUUGGGGCAGAGGACGUCUGUGAGGACCUCCCACACGCCAACCAGACCACCCGCACCAGCAAGGUGAAAUUCACUAAGGUGAACGCCAACCCUCAUCUCUGUGUCAAGUUCACCACGGCCUCCGGGUCCUGGACCAAAUGUCCCUUCAAAAAAACAAACCUCCCACUGAACCCCCCUCACCCCAACAUCCCGUGCCCCGCGCCCGUCUGAGGUGCUACAGUCGUCCCAGCGGCCCCUGUCCGUCUCGUGGGGGACCACGGACCGAACCAUUUCAAAACGGGGAACCGCCGUCUUAUUUUCUUGUCGUCACUUGCAAAAUUAUGUAAAUGAAUGUUUAUAAUUUAUUGUAUUUAUCCGACAAUGGAUUCCAUAUUUAUGGAUUCAAUCGCUUAUUUGUAAAUAGAUAUCCAUCUAUCGAUCUCUAUAGAUGUAUGUAUAAAACAUAUUUUUUUACAUAUGCAGCUCUUUGACGCCACGUCGUUUGUUAUACAGCAUGUUCAGUAGCUUGUUUACAGUUUGUUUGACAGCCUGUUUGACUGCUUGAUUGACAGCUGUCUGUUGGUGACGUUCUGCACCUCCGCUAAUCGACUGCCUCUACAAACAACAGUUCCCAGCAGGAGCACAACUUGCACCUCAUUUAAUGUCAGCAUCUGUAUCCCAUUUUACAUAAAAUAUGUUUUGAUGACCUCAUCUAGGCUUCUGUAAUACAGGCUCAUGCAACAGUGGCGCAACCGGAGGAGCUCCGCUCUGUCUGACCUCUCACGAUAUUCAAACUCGCAUCCGAGUCAAAGUUGAACUGAAUUUUGUUUUCAAUUGUCUUUUAUAAUGUACCAAUAUCUUUUGAUGGUGUUGAAAUGCUGCCGAACUUUCGAAUGUGAUAUUAAUAAUAAUAAUAAUAAUGCAUUGAAUUUAUAUAGCGCUUUUUCCUAGACACUCAGACGCUUUACAUUGAAGGGGGGGACCUCACUCACCACCACCAGUGUGUAGCACCCACUAGGGGUGAUGCAUAUAUUGUGCAACCUUCUAGAAUCUAGACCAAAGGUGUAGAAUGUGCUCUGCCUAGAGAUGAUGACUGGAUAGGGCCACUGCCUUUACACAAAAGGGGAUAUCAGACUCAAAGUUCACCCAGAACACUGAGUUAAGCCUGAGUCAUUACCCCACCCCCACAAGAGGAAGAACGCACAGGCUUUUCUUUCUGUAUGCCACCCCAUCCUCCAAUCUGACUGAGGCCGUUACACAUUCUGUGCUGCGGUACCCCUACUACAGAACCCCCACCUCCACACUGAUGGAGGCUGUGUCGCAUGCUGUGCCAUGGUACCCCUCAUUCAGCACUGCAUCCCCGUCCUCUACACUUACUGAGGCUGUUGUGCUUGCUUUGAUACGGUUCAACUAUCAAAGAAACCCAGUUGUAAUAAACGUCUUUCUAUUGAA